AAAGUGCAACGUGUCGUGCGUGCGCACCGCACACCAAUCAGCGCGAUCGUUUGUGGUGUUGGCAAGCAGCAAAAGCAGGCCACAAGCCGAAAACACAACGGGCCGUUCGAGCGCAUUCAGCAAAGCCAUACGCGACAGUACGCGACAUCGGUGACCAAACGGCCCUUUUUAUCUUACCAAACUUAUCAGUUGAACUAUCAGCAUACGCCGGGAAAGCACCUUGGCACACGGGAGAUUAAAGUAAGCGAGCAAGGUGUGUGUGCGUGGACAUUGUGGACCCAACCGUCCUGUCCUAACAGCCGAACGCAUCGAACGACCAUUCGUCACUCGCCGCGACCAUUAAGACCAUUCUCACGGGAGGCUAGAAAAUCAGCGAUCAGUAAGUGAUUCGAGGCCAGCGCGAGCAGUCAAGUCACUGUACGGCACGGAACGAAGGUGGGAUAGAAUAUUCAGUCAGCCCCAGGUUGAAGUGUGGACGUGAAGUGAAUCUACCCGUUAGUGCGUUCGCGAGUGUUGCGUGAGUUUGUCACGGUGAAUCAACCCCUUCCCACCGUGUUGCGUGCAUUGUGGUAGUACGAGGAAAUGAUACCGAGCAGCUGUCAGUGAUCACCACGGCAACCAGCGUAUCAUAGUGACAACAGCACGUUUUGAAACGCGUCUCUAUCGCACAGAAAAAAAAAACGGAAAAAUUAAUCAUUUCCGUGAAAUUGUAUUAGGGGUUGCUUGCAGGCCCUCAUACAUACAUAGCUGAGCGUUUGUUGCACGCGUUCAACAGGUUUGCAAAUAUUUCGCACACUGAAACUCUCGAACCUAUGGAAUGAAAAAGUGAAAUUGCACUGUGUGUCCGCUGCUGUUGCCCUGGCAGCGUAAUUUGGUGUUGGUGGUGGUGAAAACAAAAGCCGUCUACGCACUUCAAAACACACUUCAACACACUCAUACACCCUCUGAGCUGACAUAAGCGAUCAGGGGUGGUGUUGUGUAGCUGCACAGUAGAAGUUGAUGGUAUCAUCAUACGAUCAGACAACAGCAUCAAAAACCUGUCUCUCGGCUGGCCCGGAAACCUUGGAGGCACAAUACAACGGUGGUGGGUACGACGACGUCCACCGACAUAGAAGUCCGCGAUUCCGUUUAUUCAUCAUUACACCCCCGCGACUGUAGCGCCGUCCUUUCCUCGUCCUGUAAGACACAACUAACGCAGCCGCAACAUGUUGAAGAACAAAGCUGUCGAGGAAAAGGUUGACACACUGCUGUCGAAGAGUCAAAUACCGAUCAUCGAUCUCGCACACUGUGGUACGGAGGAAUGUCCAAUCCGGUCGGUGGUGAAUCGUGUCGGACAUCAGCUCCACAAAGCGCUCAGCGAAAAAGGCAUUGCACUGCUGGUUAAUCAUGGCAUCUCGGAGGAUAAGAUGAAGCAGCUUUAUGGACAUUUGGACGAUUUCUGCAAACUUUCGGACGGCACGAAGGAAACGUACCUGCGCAAAGGUGAAACGAACCAUGGCUACAUCAAACCGGGCCAGGAACGGUUCGAUGGCAAAUCGAAGGAUCUGCGCCACACGUUCAACAUCUGCACGCUGAAGCCGGACGCCGGUCCACUGCCCGACGAACCGCUGCCCGGCUUUCGGGAACACGUGUCCGACCUGGCGACGGAUUUCAAGCGCCUCUCGGCCCUGCUACUGCAGGCACUCGCGGUCGGUAUGGAGCUUCCGUACGGCUACUUUCUCGAGAAGCACCGCCACAUUCUGGACGGCGAGGGUGAAAACCAGUCCACAUUCCGGCUGCUCUACUAUCCGCCGCUGAUUGAAGACGAUGGCAAGAAUGAGCUGCUGCGGGGUACGUGCAAGUACAGCCAGCAGCGCUGCACAAAGGACGAGAUUGAUCUGUCCCUGCCGGAGGACUACCGUGCCAAGAUACGCGAGCAGCAGGAACUGGAAGAGCAGGAACUGCAACAAAUAACGCGCUGUGGGGCACACUCGGACUACGGCACCUUUACACUGCUGGCGCAGGAUUCGGAAGGUGGGCUGGAGGUGAAGCUACCCGGAACGGAUCGAUGGAAACGGGUCGGACAUCUGCCGGGUGCCAUCCUGAUCAAUGCCGGCGAACUGCUGUCGACGUGGACGGGUGAAAAGAUCUGCGCACUGCAGCACCGUGUGAUCAUUCCGCAGGAGGAAACGAUCCGCACCCGGGGCCGUCAUUCGUUGGCAUUUUUCGUCCAUCCCGACAACUGCAUCUCGAUUACGCCGAUCGAUCUGCCUACCUCCAGCUCGUCCAAUUCGCUCGAUUCGGACGAGAAAAAAACCAAAGGACGAAAAAAAUCCUUCAAAACGGCCAAGUCCAAAAUCUACAACGCGUACCAGCACGUGCAGAAACGCUUUAAGGAGACGUACGCAUCGUAGCGUAUUUGAUGGUUUGCUGCUGCCUACAACAGCAAGCAAGUAGCUUAGAACCGUCUACUUAAUACGGAUUCAUCGCGCCUUCCCCCGCAUACGAAGGACAGCAGGAGCGUUCAUCGGGUGCUGUAUUUAUGAGACUUAGCCACAAUUUAUUCCACCAUUUUCUACUUCCAUCCGCAAUUGGUGUACUACGAUUUUUUUUAACGAAAUGAUAUAAACAAAACAACAAUGAUACGAACCGUGUUUCGCUUGUUUGCAGUCAUUUUAUCUCGUCUCUCUGCACGGCUGUUUAAAGUAUCUUCUCAGUAAAGUAAUCACCACACCAUAAUGACUCUCCAUACAGCAGUUAGAACCGAACGGAA
Anopheles moucheti is the source of this 2752-nucleotide messenger RNA. RefSeq lists its product as uncharacterized. The record is from RefSeq and is a predicted model, not a curated record. NCBI's taxonomy places the organism in Eukaryota, Metazoa, Arthropoda, Insecta, Diptera, Culicidae. The transcript has 5 exons. The coding region runs from base 1206 to 2393 and encodes 395 amino acids.